AGUCGACUCGUUUUUUUCGACCCACCCAUCCUUCCUUUGUCUUCGUCACGACUAUAAUUCAAUAAAAAUUCUAAUUAUGUCUAUAAUAACGUCAUUUAAACCGUACUUAGAGUGUUUUUUCCUUAUCACUUCUCCCUAAAUCAAUUUUGAGCGUGAUUCAUACUGUGAUACUUGCCUGCAGAAUGUUAAAUUCAUGAAAUGGACAUGAAUGAAUAUGUCAACUUUGAUCUGGGUACAGCCUACCCAAGUCUAUUCUCAUCAUCAUCAGCUGACUACAAACCACCAGUGAAACUAACCAAAGAAGAAGCUUUAUUGAGGAUUCGAGAACUCUUUAAAACUCGACCAGAUAUCGAUUUCAGUGAAGUAAGCGAUGGUUCCCUAUGUAAAUUCAUCCAUGCAAGAAAGUUCAACGUUGAUGCAAGUUUUCAACUUUUAGUCAAUUAUCUGUCGUACAAGAAGCAGCAUCCUGCUUUGUUAGAUGUCGAUAUCAGAGAUCCGUACAUACUCACAGCCAUCAAAGAUGGGCUACCUGGUGUCCUAGAGGAAAGAGACAGAAAAGGAAGAAAAGUCCUCGUUUACUUUGCAAGCAGAUGGAACCCCAACAAACUACCAUUGGAAGUAUUGUUCAAAGCGUUAAUUUUCACACUGGAUCUUUUACUAGAGGAUAUCCAAAAUCAGAUAAAUGGUCUUGUAUUCCUUAUUGAUUGGACUAACUUUUCAUUCCGCACGGCAUCAAAUCUAAAUCCAAGAAUCCUCAAAUCAAUGAUUGAAGGACUCCAGGACUGUUAUCCUGCCAGAUUCAAAGGAAUUCAUUUUGUUGGACAGCCAUGGUACGUGGAAGCUGCUGUAGCAGUUGUGAAGCCAUUCCUAAAGGAGAAAGCUAGAAACAAGAUAUUCAUCCAUGGGAACAAUGUGGGCACCAUGCACGAGUAUCUUCCUUGCGACAUUCUACCAACAGAAUUUGGCGGAGACAAGCCCCCCUUCAACUCAUCAGCAUUGGUUAAUGAAUUGUUACAGCGGAUGGGGUGAGGAGUGCUAAUUUCAUGUAACUUGACUCCAACAUUCUUGAAGCAGGUAAUAUGGACGCUUUUCUCAUCAGCUCUUGUCAGUAUGAACAAGAAUAUUUUUAUCCAAGUUUGCACAAUUGACUAUUUUUUUAUUUACUAAUAGGACUAAGAGUAAUGACAUUGCUCUUAGUUUUGAACCUCACAAAGAAAGCUUUUGCACCUAAUCAAUUAACUUACCGUGAUAUUUAUUCCUAUAUAAAAUGGCUGAAAACAAGAUUUUGAUAUGUAGAACGUAAUUGUUUUUUACCAAUGUUAUUUUGUAAGUGAAGCAUACAUAUUAUGGAUUAUUUUUACGAAGUACCUGUAGUUAGUAGAAUGAGAUAAACAGACCAAAGCUUCCUCAUGGAAUCUUGAUUGACAAUAUGAAACAAUGUAAUGCUGAUUCGCUGUAAUCAACAACACAGCACAGCAGUGGGCUUGCUGGUUCCUCGCCAAUUAAUUUUUUUUUUUCUUAAAGUGCAGACACGCACUUAUGAGGAGUUUGUCAGGUUUUGACAAACAACUGGAAAGAUAAUUAGUCUUCUAAUGGUGAUUUGUUUGGGGUUUUUGGCAUGGACAAACUGGUGUGUAAUAUAUGACAAUACUUAAAUUAAAAAAAAAUCAGCAGAUUUAAACUUCCCAGCCAAAUUUUUGUCUUAAUCGAUACGGUGUAUCACAUGCCAAAUCAACCACGACAAGAAUCUAGGAGGAAUCACCCUAAAUUUAAUUUUUUUUUUAAGUGCCUUCUUUGUCAGCUGUUCUUUAAUUUUUACUAUUUAAAAGAAGAAUUCCAGAAAGGGGGAUUAAGAGAAAUAAUGAAUACUUCAAUGAGGGUGCUAAUCUGAUGUCCAAUUAUUUCAAACUCUCUCUGUACCCACAUAUUGAGAAAUAACCCUUGACAAUAUUGCAGCAUAAAUAAUGAGAACUCGGCAUUUCUUUAAUACUGUCAUUGAACUAGUCUCUUUUUUUCAAAUCAUGAAUACCUAAGAUAGUGUUUCCAAAUUUGUUAAAAAAAAAAAAAAUGAAGGUGUUUGUUUUGAGAAUUAGGACCUUCAAUCAGAAAUUCAAAAUAUUGAAAAGUAUUUUUUCAAAAGUCAAACUAAUCGAAACAAACUAUUCAAGUUGAAUUGUUAUGAAUUCAGCGGUUCCUCAACAGUUUUAGCAUGGAGAUAUGUGUUACACUCAUCUUGUCUUUUUGAUUGGAUCUCCAAUGUAACUAUAUUGAAGAUUAUUUACUGAACGUGUGUGAACUCAUAGACUGUUAGUGUCGCACAAAAGGACACUUUUUCGGCUUAGAAGAAGUCUUUGACACAAAAAGUGUGCUAACUAAUACAUGAUCUAGAAAAACUAAUUAUGGAUCUAAUUUCCACAGUUUUGUACCGUGCAGAUCUAAUUUUUACGGUGUUCCCUCUAGGUAAAAGGUAUGCGCAUGUUAAAGCGAGUUCCUCUCUUUUAUGCCUCUUAUAUUAGUGCAAUGAGGAGGAUAACAUCAACCAACGAAUGUGACCAUCUAUGGGUAAAGGAAUCUUGUUCCCAAAUAUGUCAAGAAUGAGGUUUAAGCAAAAUAAUUGCAUUACCAAUCGCAGCAAAAGCUCGAUUUUUAAUAAUUACUGAAAGAGCUCAUUAUUUGAUUUGAGGACACCUCUUCUUUUUUUUGCACAUGCUUUGGUACACCUCGAUUUUUGGCACAAACAUACUUUUUGCCCUAGGGGAACACUUGAAACUUUCCUUUCAAAUAGAAUCUCUUUUCAAUUCAUACCUGCAUUUAUUUUCUUAUCAUAGCUUUUGUGCUAAUAUGAUUUUUAUUAUUUAAAGUAUCUGUGAUAUAAUCUUGACAAAACACUAAAAUACCUCCCUGGGGAUGUAUCAAUGGUUGUAAUAAACUAAUCUGAGUGUAUAACUACAAAGUAACUAAAGAUUUGAGGAAGACAAUGCAUAUUAGACUGUCUAGAUCAAAAUUUGAUGUCGAGCCUUAUUUUUUAACAAGCCAAAGGGUGCAGCCCAUGAGACUUGUCAAAAAAAAUCUUGGAUGGAGGACUAAUUGAUUACUUAAAUUUUUAUAAAUAACAAUUCUGAAUUUCUUCUUUAAUAGUACAUCGGUUUUUUAGCACUUACAAACAACAAAACUUGAGUCGGUUUCCCGGGAUUGAUGGAAAGUUGGAACUGAUUUUUCCGCUGAAACUGAUUUUAGCUAAAGAAUGCAUUGUCUUCCUUUAUUUGUAAGUUUACCAAUGAGGCAAA
Molecule: messenger RNA, 3287 nt
Organism: Bemisia tabaci
Lineage: Eukaryota; Metazoa; Arthropoda; Insecta; Hemiptera; Aleyrodidae
Product: clavesin-1
Cellular component (GO): membrane
Molecular function (GO): phosphatidylinositol bisphosphate binding
Source: RefSeq, a predicted model, not a curated record